AUGGAGACAUUUCAAAUUAACGAUGUUGUUAUGGCACCAAUGAAAGGUUCUUCAUUUCCUGUUCAAGGUGAUGUAUUAGCUUUAGAUCCUUCCAAAAAUCUUGCAUAUGUUCGCUUUAGAAACCAAGAUAAAAGAUUAGACGAUUGGAUUCCAUACAAACAACUUCAAUUCAUAAGUCAUGGUGCAGCCAAAACCGAAAAGAAACGUAAACGCAAUGAAGAUGGCGAGGAAAAUUUCGAAGAAGAGUCGCCAAUUCGAAAUCUCGAUUCAAUUCAAUACGGAAAAUACAAUAUCAACUGCUGGUAUUAUUCUCCAUACCUUAGUUUAUUUACUGAAAACCGUCAUAUGUAUGUUUGCGAUACCUGUUGCUUAUAUUUCAAAUCAAAAGAAGAAUUUAUGAAGCAUGGACAUAAAAAAGAGUGUCAGAGGCCUCCUGGACGCGAAAUAUAUAGAUGUGGAAACAUAUCAAUGUUCGAAGUUUCAGGAGCUAAACACAAAGUUUUUUGUCAAUGCUUAUCAUUAUUAUCAAAGUUGUUUUUAGAUGAUGUUGCGGUAUUUUACAACGUUUGUCAAUUCAAUUUCUUUGUUUUAUGCGAAUGUGAUGAAUUUGGUGCGCAUGUCGUAUCAUUUUUCUCAAGAGACUAUCAAUGGCGUGAUAACAAUAUACUUGCAUGCAUUCUCGUACUACCUCCAUGGCAAAAACAUGGAUAUGGAAGAUUAAUGAUAUCAAUUGCAUAUGAAAUCGCAAGAAGAAACAGAAUUGUUGGUGGCCCUGAGAAGCCACUUUCAGAUCUUGGUAAGUUGGCCUUCAAAGCUUACUGGAGAGAUACAAUUAUUAAAACUAUGUUUGAAUAUAAAGAUAAAAUAAGGAAUGUUGAUGAUUUUCAAGCAAUUACAAGUAUAGCAAAAGUUGAUCUCCUUAAAACCAUGAAAGACAUGAACCUUCUUUAUCAUACAAAUGAAGGUUGGACAACAACGCUUAAUAUAGAAGAAAUGAAGCAUUGGAUCGAAAAUGGUCCAAAGCCUAUACCUUCUAAGUUCGAAUUUCAAUCGAAGAUGUUAACUUGGAUAAGAGGCAUAGAUUAA
Molecule: messenger RNA, 1086 nt
Organism: Trichomonas vaginalis G3
Lineage: Eukaryota; Parabasalia; Trichomonadida; Trichomonadidae
Product: histone acetyltransferase protein
Exons: 1
Coding region: 1-1086 (361 amino acids)
Biological process (GO): regulation of DNA-templated transcription
Molecular function (GO): histone acetyltransferase activity
Source: RefSeq, a predicted model, not a curated record